Messenger RNA from Anarrhichthys ocellatus (wolf-eel), 1090 nucleotides. Its product is annotated as membrane-spanning 4-domains subfamily A member 4D. NCBI's taxonomy places the organism in Eukaryota, Metazoa, Chordata, Actinopteri, Perciformes, Anarhichadidae. The record is from RefSeq and is a predicted model, not a curated record. The transcript has 7 exons. Bases 59 to 637 code for a protein of 192 amino acids. Gene Ontology annotation, cellular component: membrane.
UUUGACAAAGCAGAGAAUUUCAGGUCUGAAUCAAGAUACGAGAAGGAAAAUAAGGAGAAUGAAGAAGACGUUUGCAUGCGAUGAAUCAAUGAUCAUCACCAUUUCAAUUGGGAGUCUGAGGGCCGCUGGAGAGGUUCAACUGAUGCCGGAGACAUUUCAGUGCGUGUACAAAGAUUCCUACAAGGUCUUUGCUAUCAGAGGGAAACCUAAACCUCUUGGAGCAGUCCAAGCCAUCGCUGGUGUGUUCAUUAUCACGCUCGGUCUGAUCUUUACUAAGACAGAAGACUUCACCAGGUUCUACACUCUACCCAGUGUUCUGUUUGUGGUCUGUGGCAUCCUCUCCUAUGCAGCUGGACAGGCUCCAAACAUGCACGUGACAAAGCUGUCAUUCUCUCUGAACAUCGUCAGCUUCUUCUGGUCAAUUGCAGCAGUUAGUCUCUGCUUGAUCAAGUCUUAUGUUGUGCCAGGAGAGAGCUCAGACAAUCUCAAGAUCCAUGAAGGAAUCAAGGGACUGAUUAUGACUCUGCUGGUUGUUGAACAGUUAAUCGCCCUUUCCUUGAUCUACUGGUUGAGCAAAGCUGUAUGCAGACAACAUUUCAACACUUUGCCCAUCAUACUGCUGAAACAAGGAGACUGAGGCUGGAUGAAGCUCAAAAAGCCAACAAGCAACCACGUAUUGAUGGUACUUUUAAAUCCUCAUUGUAUCAAAAGUGCAUAGCAGCCAAUCAGUGUCAUAUACCCGUCAAUGUACAACAUACAAAGAAUGUGACAUUAGCUAUUGUUCUCCUUUCAGAAGUAGCUAAAAAAUGUGCAUGCAUGUGAAAGAGCCGCCUCUUGGAUAUAGAUUAACCUUUAUUUUGUUUGUGUAAAUCUAGCUGUUUGAAUUGCAUUCUUUAAUACUUUUACAACAGAAUCGCCAACAAUGACAACAAAUCCCAGUUUAAAAUGACUGUUUAUUUCUAAAUUGGAAAACAUUGUAUUGUCUCAACCUCUGGAAGUUCAGGAAAUAUUCUAAAACUUCUUGUUUUAGUGUUUUUUCGGUUCCCUGUGAAUUAAUUUGUAACUUUGUUUUGGACAAAUAAAAAUAAAU